AUGAACCUGUGCGCUUCUCUGAAACGAGAAGUGCGUCAUGCGGGUUUCGGUCAAGCCUGCCUUGAUCAUCUGUCUAGGGAAAUUCCUGAUCGAAGAAGGAUUCGUCAGCGUUGGUUGGAUGUCUUUCCACGCAUGUUAUUGUCUUACUUCCAUGGAAGUGGAAAAUCUGAUCUUGCCACCUUUCCCAUUUGUUUGGGAGAGGUCAUAGCUACCGAAAUGAAGUUUUGCAGAGGUGGAUCUAUAGAAGUCUGUCGGGAACGUUUGUUAGGAAAAGGAGAGCCAAUUUUAGAGUUGGCUGCGCGUAACGGUUUAGGCGUUAGGGCAUCAUCGGAAAACGAAAGAUUUCCGACUACCACCUCCACACUUUUCAGCCCACGCUACCAUACGGAAUGA
Messenger RNA from Marasmius oreades (fairy-ring Marasmius), 393 nucleotides. RefSeq lists its product as uncharacterized. The coding region runs from base 1 to 393 and encodes 130 amino acids. The record is from RefSeq and is a predicted model, not a curated record. Lineage: Eukaryota; Fungi; Basidiomycota; Agaricomycetes; Agaricales; Marasmiaceae. The transcript is spliced from 4 exons.